This is a messenger RNA of Condylostylus longicornis, 4190 nucleotides long. Its product is annotated as aminopeptidase N-like. The coding region runs from base 393 to 3320 and encodes 975 amino acids. Gene Ontology annotation, cellular component: cytoplasm. The record is from RefSeq and is a predicted model, not a curated record. Gene Ontology annotation, biological process: peptide catabolic process; proteolysis. Lineage: Eukaryota; Metazoa; Arthropoda; Insecta; Diptera; Dolichopodidae. The transcript has 7 exons. Gene Ontology annotation, molecular function: peptide binding; zinc ion binding; metalloaminopeptidase activity.
UUUUACUCGCUGAUGGUUAAAGACGUGCUCAAUAUACGCUAUCGUAAAUUUGUGUACGCCAUUCUUAUUUGACUGUCAAGUUGAGUAGUGCGUUGAGUGAAAAUUUUUUAUUUAUUUUUUUUUCUUAUUUUUUUUUUUAAUCACGUUUAAUUUUCUUUUUAACUAAUAUUCAAAAUUAAAUAAAAUGUAAUGUGUGAAAUUUUAAUAGUAAACUAAAAAGAAUGCAUAAUUAUAAAAAAUAAUAAAAAUAAUAAAAAAAAAGAAAUUUAAUUAAGACUGUCGUUGGAUUGCUAUACGGAAAAUAAUAUUAAAUAAAUAAAAUUUUUUUAUUUAAUUCCAAAUUCUAAAGGUUCAUCAAAAGAACAAACAAAACAAAAAACGAUAAUUACAAGAUGAGGAAAAAUCAAUUGUUAUUAAUGCUGCUGGUCAGUUUUUUUACAUUUUUGAAUUUUGUUUCAUCUUCUGCAUUACCAUCAGCACAAAAUGACGAAUCAGUUCAAGUAAGGACAUCAUCAGUUUAUGAUUAUUUUAGAUUACCACGUGCUAUUAAACCAGAAUUAUAUCGACUUGAAAUUAUUACACAUUUGAAUGAUAAAGAAGGAUUUGAAUUUAAUGGAAAAGUUUAUAUUGAUUUAAACAUAGUGGAAGAUACAAAUAAUAUAACAUUACAUUCAAGUAAUUUAACUAUUGAUCAAAAUUUGGUAAGAAUUACAAGAAAAUCAUCAUCAGAUAUUGAAAAUGAAGAAAUGAAUAAUGAAUCAAAUUCAAAUAAAAUUGAUAUUAAAUCAAUUGAUAUUAAUUUAAGUCAUGAUUUUUAUAUUAUACAUUUGACUGAAACUUUAAAAAAAGAUGAAAAAUAUCAAUUGUUAAUGCCAUUUAAAGCGAAUUUAAGUAAAAAUUUAUAUGGUUAUUAUCGAAGCAGUUAUUUUGAUCAUAAAACAAAUCAAAGAGUAUGGUUAUCGACAACACAAUUUGAACCAACCCACGCCCGUACAGCAUUCCCAUGUUUUGAUGAACCAGAUAUGAAAGCGAAAUUUAAAAUUUUACUUGCACAUGAUAAAAAAUAUACAGCAAUCAGCAAUAUGCCAUUACAAAAUCAAAAAGAGAUGACAGAUAUAAAAGGAUGGGUUUGGGAUGAAUUUGAAGAAUCAGUUCCAAUGUCAACAUAUUUAGUUGCAUACACUAUAAAUGAUUUCGGUUAUAAAGAUUCACCAAUGGAAAAACUUGUUGAAAAUAAUGACAAACAUGGUAAUGUAACAUUCCGUACAUGGGCACGUAAAAAUGCUUUAGAUCAAGCUGAAUAUGCUGCUGAAAUUGGACCAAAAAUUUUACGUUAUUAUGAAGAAUAUUUUGAUAUUAAAUUUCCAUUACCAAAGAUGGAUGAAAUUGCAAUACCAGAUUUUUCAGCAGGUGCUAUGGAAAAUUGGGGUCUUAUAACAUAUAGAGAAACAGCUUUACUUUAUUCUAAAAAUCAAUCAACACUUUCAAAUAAAUAUCGUGUUGCAUCAGUAAUAGCACAUGAAUUAGCACAUCAAUGGUUCGGUAAUUUAGUAACAAUGAAAUGGUGGACAGAUUUAUGGUUAAAUGAAGGUUUUGCAACAUAUAUUGCUAGUUUAGGUGUAGAAUAUGUUCAUCCGGAAUGGAAUAGUUUAAAAGAGGAAUCAAGUUCAAAUAUAUUUGAUAUAUUCCGUGUUGAUGCAUUAAAAACGAGUCAUCCAAUUUCAACAGAAAUUAAAGAAGCACAUAAAAUAUCACAAAUUUUUGAUGCAAUUUCAUAUAGUAAAGGAUCAUGUGCUAUUCGUAUGAUGCAUUUGUUCUUAGGUGAAGAAACAUUUAAAAAAGGUGUUUCAAAUUAUUUAAAAAAAUUCCAAUAUAAAAACGCUCAACAAGACGACCUUUGGGAAUCCUUAACCGAAAUUGGACACAAUUUAAAAACAUUGCCAAUUGAACAAAAUAUUAAAAGAAUUAUGGAUUCAUGGACAUUACAAGCUGGUUAUCCAAUUGUAAAAGUUGUAAGAGAUUAUAAAACUGGUGGAGCUUAUAUUACACAAUCUAGAUAUUUAUUAGAUACAUAUGCAUCUAGGGAUAAUCUUGGAAAUUGUUGGUAUGUUCCAUUAAGUUAUACAACAGAAAGUGAAGGUGAUUUUGAUAUUACACAUCCACAAGAAUGGUUAACCUGUAAUGAAGAAACAAAAGACGUAAUUCCAUUAACCAAAGAUUUUAUUGCAAAUCCCAAUGAAUGGGUUAUAUUUAAUAUUCAAGUAUCUGGAUUGUAUAAAGUGAAAUAUGACGAGAAAAAUUGGAAUAUGAUUAUUGAAACUUUAAUGAGUGAUAAUUAUAAAAAAAUUCAUUUAAUAAAUCGAGCUCAAUUAAUUGACGAUGCGCUUGAUUUAGCUUGGACUGGUGAACAAGAUUAUAAUAUUGCUAUGCGAAUUAUUGAAUAUUUAAGACGAGAAAAAGAGUACAUUCCAUGGAAAAUCGCUUUAGAUAAUUUAAAUUUAGUUAAUAGAAUCAUGAAAAAAACAUCUGAGUAUGAAAAUUUCAAGCUUUACAUUAAAAAAGUUUUAGAACCAAUUUAUGAACAUCUUGAAGGUAUGAAUACAUCAGCUAUUCGUUCCACUGACGAUAAUGAUCUUGAAAGACAACGUCAUAAAGUUUUAAUAGCUGGUUGGUCAUGUAAAUUUGAAGUUGGCGAUUGUAUUCCCAGAGCAAAAGAAUACUUUAGAGAAUGGUUUAUACAAGAAAAUCCUGAUGAAUAUAAUCCAAUUCCAUUAGAGUUACGUUCUGUUGUUUACUGUACAGCCGUUAGACACGGAAAUGAAAAUGAAUGGAACUUCUUAUGGAAGAGAUAUAAAAAAUCCAAUGUUGCAUCAGAAAAAACAUCUAUUUUAGUAUCAUUAGGAUGUUCACGUGAAGUAUGGGUAUUACAACGUUACUUGGAUUGGUCAUUUAAUGAAACUACAGGGAUCCGAAAACAAGAUGUUUCAACAGUAUUUGGUGCAAUUGCUCGAUCAGACAUUGGUUAUCAUUUGGCUAAAGAAUUUCUAUUUCUUAAUUUCGAAAAAAUAUAUAAAUACUUUGCUCCAGAAACUUCAAGACUGAGCAGAUUUAUUCGACCAAUUGCUAAUCAAAUGUCAACUGAUACCGAAUUAGAAUUAAUGAAAUCAUUUACAUCAAGAAAUCGAGCAUACUUAGAAAAAUCCUCAGAAGGCGUUAAAAGGGCCUUGGAAAUAAUUGAAAUUAACGCUCAAUGGAAAACUAGAAAUUUCGGUGAAAUAAAUAAUGAACUCAAAAAAUUAGUUGGACCAGAUGAUCAUUAGAUUUAUAGGACAAUCAAAGAAAAAGAUUCCUUAUAUAGUAGAUAUUAAGUGGACUUUCAACAUUAAAAUAAUACUUUUAGAUUUUUAAUUUUUAUAAAUGUAAAAUUUUAAAAUAAAUAUUAAAAUAUUGUAUUAUUAACAUUAAAGGAAAAAAAAAGAAAGAAAAACCAUUAUAAAUGUGAAAAAAAUUCUGGCUUUCAUUACCAGAAUUAAAAAUAAUUCUGCAAUCUAAUUUAUGGUUACAAACAACGUAGACAAAAAGAACUUCAUUUUAUAUUAGAUUAGAGACGAAAUUCUAAUGAUACUAUAAUUAUAAUUAGGAAAAUGUAUUAUGAAAAAGGAAAAACCGUUAAAAUAAAAAAUUAAAAUAAGACUUAAUGUUAGAAGGGUGUAGUAAUUAGUAUUUGAAAUCCUUGAUGGUGUAUAAAAUAUCAAUUUGUAGCGAUAUAUACUUAAAAUACAUUACGCAUCUCCAUUUGGAGUUCUCCAUGUGGGAUUUGACUGAAAAACUUACUAUAUUCAGGCGUUUCUUAAAAAGUUUGAAGAACAACUUUUUGGAAAAUUGAUGAAACGGUGGAGAGAAGGACAUAAAGCCUCUGUAAUGUUAUUAUUCGAAUACUAACAAUUAAAAUGCAUUUUCUUUUUUUCAAUUUUUCUUCAUUUUUUUUUUAUUAUUUUUUCUUUUGUUUUGUCUAUAAUCAUGUAUACAUACAUACAUAUACAUACAUAUGCACAUAUACAUUUUUUAAUAAUUUUACAAUAUGUAUGUACAUAUAAUAAAUAAUUAAAUAAUAUAAUAAUGAUUUCAUUUUAUAAUUUUAAUUUUUUGUAUGUUUUGUAUUCUAUUAAUAACUAAAAAUUACUAAAAUA